AUGAAUAGUAACUAUCCCUUAUUUUGAAUAAACGAAAUUUUAACAAAUGGUUUUGUUGAAUACAUAUUAGAUAUAUUUUCAAUAAUGGCUUUUCUUACAGGAAUAUACGUUAUUUUAACUAAAAACCCUAUUGUAUCCGUAUUAUUUUUAAUACUAUUAUUUGGAGGUAUUUCCUCUUAUUUGAAUAUAAUAGGUCUAAAUUUCAUAGGUUUAUCAUAUAUAAUAGUAUAUAUAGGUGCUGUAUCUAUAUUAUUUUUAUUUAUCUUGAUGUUAAUAAAUAUUAGAACAAGUGAACUUCAAAGUAAUACUAGUAAUAGUAUUCCUUUAACAAUAUUUAUUGGAAUUAUAUUUAGUAAUUUUUUAUUUCCAAUGUUACCUUAUGAUAUUGUCAUGUUAAGUAAUUUCUAUAAUAACUAUUUUAGCGAGGAUUUUUAUACAAUAGAUGUAAAUAUAAAUGAUAAUAAUUUGAAUAAUUUAUACAAUAAUGUACUGUAUUUUAUGACUAGUGUAACAUGGGAUGGAUCUGUAAUAGACUUUAAUCAUAUAACAGCUAUAGGUAAUAUAAUGUAUACUAUUUAUAAUAUAUGAUUAAUAAUCGCUAGUUUUAUACUUUUACUAGCAAUGGUGGGAUCAAUUGUUAUAACAAUAAAACAAAGAAAAAUUUAG
Messenger RNA from Podospora pseudocomata, 666 nucleotides. The record is from the annotation of a RefSeq genome assembly. NCBI's taxonomy places the organism in Eukaryota, Fungi, Ascomycota, Sordariomycetes, Sordariales, Podosporaceae.